AACGGCGUUCCAAUGGUGAACGGACUGCCGAGUGGAGGGCAGCAGACAGAUAUGAACCAUUUAUGGGCGGUGGUUCAGCAAUUAAGCCAGCUACUUGAGGAGAACAAGGCGCAGACAAGGGGUAUUGUAGAAGGGGUCGCUGCGAUACAAGGGAGAGCUGCCUUGGAAGAGGGAGGAGAGGUCGGCGGUGGCGCCGGGCUGCGAGCGAGUGGUAUAGGUAUGAGGGAGGUAAAUGGGGAGAUUAACGCAGCGACUCAGGCGCAUCUUCAAAACCAACUCACGACGGCCCAAUCAACUAUAGCCUCCCUUACCGCGACAAAUUCAUCCCUCUCCGCUCUUCUCACCGAUUACGAGUCCGCCCUAGCCCUCCUACUCGACAAACUUCGUCCAUACGCUUAUUCUCAGACGUCAUCCAUCCUCGCACUUCACAAACACUACCAGACGCUUCUUGAACAGGAGCGCUCCACAUCCAUGGGUCUCAGACUUGAACAUGCAGAAUGGCAGGCAGGACUGAGCCGGGUAGCGGAAAAUGCGAGGAACGCCUUGCGAAUGCAAGGAGAAGCCGAAGAAAGCCUGCGCAGACAAUGCAAAGAGCUCGGAGAAGAGAACCGUGUGCUCCGACGCAUGGUUGGGUGGGAAGAGCGAGAAGACAGCGACGACGACGGUGAGGAAAACCCAUAAUAAAGCAAUAAUAAGACAGGGGUGGUAUUUGUGUAUGUGUUGUCGAUUCGCGGGUUUGGUGCAUAGCGAUGGCGUUCGGGCACUACUGUAUCUUGACGACUACGGUCUGUGUGGAUCGCAGACUUUGUUUUCCAAGUCAUGUUGAUUUCUCGUGCGAUGUUACAUGGUACGGCCAUACGACGCGAGAAGCACUUAUUUU
Exserohilum turcica Et28A is the source of this 880-nucleotide messenger RNA. RefSeq lists its product as uncharacterized. NCBI's taxonomy places the organism in Eukaryota, Fungi, Ascomycota, Dothideomycetes, Pleosporales, Pleosporaceae. The record is from RefSeq and is a predicted model, not a curated record. The transcript is spliced from 2 exons. Bases 13 to 681 code for a protein of 222 amino acids.